AUGGAUUCUGAUAACGGUAAUAUAGAUGAUUACACAAUUUUUCAAAUAAUUCUGGAUCUAUUAUCGUGCUUAGAGAAGAUACAUGCCCGUGGUUACACGCAUGGAGAUGUGGCCAUACGAAACGUUAUACAGAGAAAUGGUAAUUUUUAUCUUAUUGACUUUGGCCUUGCAACUCUGUUGCAACUUCUCUUCAAUCCAUGUCAAGCAAUUAUUCGGGACUACAUUGGUUUGUGUCAAAUCAUUGGAGUUAUCAAGUUUGGAAAGGAAUUGUCGCUAUUAGAAUCAAUAGAUAAAUUGGAUGGAGAGUUGAAACCAUUUGUUGCAAUUAUCGAGAAUGCGAGUAGGUGGAAAAUAAUUAACGAAUAG
Messenger RNA from Rhizophagus irregularis DAOM 181602=DAOM 197198, 366 nucleotides. RefSeq lists its product as uncharacterized. The record is from RefSeq and is a predicted model, not a curated record. Gene Ontology annotation, biological process: protein phosphorylation. Lineage: Eukaryota; Fungi; Glomeromycota; Glomeromycetes; Glomerales; Glomeraceae. Gene Ontology annotation, molecular function: protein kinase activity; ATP binding.